AUGAUGUCGGCUGGCGUGACUGAAGGGAGGUCGUUUGGCGACGUCUUGCGAGUUGUGGACAGCAUGACAAACAAGAGACCGGAACCCUGCCCCAAUAAUUUAGAGGUGACGAAGCUUCUCGUCGACCGCCUCAAUAUGCAAUCGGAUCUGGAGAAACUACGUUUUGUUCACGUGGCUGGGACAAAGGGUAAGGGCACGACCUCGGCAUACACCGCGGCGCUCCUCCAGGCAUACGGGUACAAAGUUGGCCUCUUUACGUCGCCUCACCUCACGGAUGUGCGAGAGCGCAUUCUCGUCGGCAACUCCCUCCUCUCCAAAGAUACAUUCGCCCGAUACUUUUUUGGACUUCGGGACCGUUUUUCACAGCUCGCACAAUCUGAAAGUCAGAUGUGCCGCGACCUCGCGAAUCGUAGUAACUUUUUCCGCUUUAUGUUCCUUCUUUCUCUGUAUAUCUUCGCAGAGGAGUCUGUUGACGUGGCGGUGAUUGAGGUUGGCAUGGGUGGCCGUAUUGAUGCCACCAAUGUGGUUACGCCAGAGGUAUGUGUUAUUACGGCACUUGGUCUGGACCACACGGAGAUAUUGGGCAACACUGUGCAAGAGAUUACUCUUGAGAAGGCGGGUAUUAUGAAACCUGGUGUUAUAUGCUAUGCCGCACCGCAGAACGAUCACCGAUGCACGCGCAAGGUGCUGGAGGAGCACAGUCGUAAAGUUGGGUCUCCUGUAGUCUUUGUUGAUGAGCAGACAUUACCGAUACGCAACUGGCCUCGUCUCGCCAUUGGGGGUAGCCAUGCGAUUGAGGAUUCCAAGUUGGGUUUAUUGGCGGCCAGGCGUGUGGCUGGGAUACUUCCAACGCUUCCGCUGGACGAGGUGGAACGCAACGUGUUGCGGACCAUGACGUUUCCUGGUCGGUCGCAGGUGGUACCGAUCAACGGUGGGGCGGAUGUUACACUAUACCUUGAUGGUGCCCACACCUAUGAAAGUUUGUCCUCCGCCACACGUUGGUUCAUGGAUGAAAGCAGCGUGAUGACUGGAGAUGCGAACCCGCGACGUGUGCUUCUCUUUUAUUCUUCUCGGGAUCCAAGUCGUGUCCUCAAGGCAUUUAUGCCAUUUGUUCAGCACUUCUCCAAGGUGGUGAUUGCCAAGGUGUAUAACCCUCGAACGGUAAAAACAGAAGAAUCGAUGAAUGAAGAGAAUCAGGCACACAAAGAAUUAGUCGCUGUUACAGAAUGCUGGAGAAAUCUGUACGGCGAAGUUACAUGUCUUCCCUGCGGUACGCGCUUCAAUUCCCUUCAGGAUCUUAUCGACCUUGUGGUUCCGGCUGCUAGUGAUCAUGAAGACGCCUCAAAGCCGGCACAGAUCUUCGUCACAGGUUCGUUCUUUUUGAUAGCAGAUGUCAUGAAAUUAAUAUCCACACACGAAUCGAGUCUAUGA
Messenger RNA from Trypanosoma grayi, 1431 nucleotides. RefSeq names its product folylpolyglutamate synthetase. Gene Ontology annotation, molecular function: ATP binding; tetrahydrofolylpolyglutamate synthase activity. The transcript has a single exon. Gene Ontology annotation, biological process: tetrahydrofolylpolyglutamate biosynthetic process. Lineage: Eukaryota; Euglenozoa; Kinetoplastea; Trypanosomatida; Trypanosomatidae. Bases 1 to 1431 code for a protein of 476 amino acids. Gene Ontology annotation, cellular component: mitochondrion; cytoplasm; cytosol. The record is from RefSeq and is a predicted model, not a curated record.